AAAAAUAUUGCAAUUUAUAGUUAAUGUAAUUUAUUUAUGUAGCCAACACAUCGCAACUAAUAAAUUUUAAUUGCUUAUUAAAGUAUUCAUAUCAAAGUUGCAAUACACUCAAUCAAAUCUGGUAAUAAUAUGGAUAAAGUAGUAAGAACUCAAGGCGAUGGAAUUGAUAACUCAACUUUUAAUAAGCCUCACCCACUAGAAUCUAUAAUAAAUCCCACGACUGCUGCAAAACGCAGCAAACAGAUUUUAAACUCAUUAAGACCAGUGGAGCCUAGCAGUAAAGUGGUGUAUUUAACUCCAAAACACAAAUUUUCUCCUAAAGUUGCUCCCAAUUAUUUUGUCCAGAAACAGAAGGAACCAAAAUUCGUGCCAUGCGAACCGUAUAAGGCUGCCGUUGAACCAUUGAUAUAUAGUAAGAAAGUAGUUAAUAGAAGCCCUAAAAGAGUAGCUAGGAAUGACAUGGAUUUGCAAAACCUUGUGACCCAGUUGUCUGAAACCCGAAAACUUGAGAUGGAUAAGAUUAAUGUUAUUAAAGAAGUGGAUGAAAUUGACCAUGCGAAACUAGUGUUGCAGUGGAAGAAAGAGAAGGAACAGUAUGAGAUUGAUUUACAGAAUUUGAGGUCAUCUAAUAAUUUAUUGGAAAAUCAAUUAAAAUUCCAAGCUCAGGUCAACAGCGAGUUAAAAACACUUUUGGUAGCAGCUGUUGGAGAAGAUUUGGAAAACAGAGUACAACAUUUAACUGAAGAUAAAUUAUCAUUGGCAAGGGCAUUGUUAAAUUCCGCAAAUCAUCUAACGUCACAUCAAGAACAUACUGAAUGGUUGUCUGGUCAGUGUGAGGUGUGGAGGAGCAAAUUCUUAGCUUCUAGUUUAAUGGUGGAGGAACUAGCUAAAUGGAAAUCCGCUUUUUCGAAUAGAACCAACGAGCUCCAAGAAGUGACCAAAAUGCUUCUCGAUGAACGUAAGAAGAUCCAUUCUCAAUUAUUAGAACUACUUAGUCAAUUAAACAGUAUUAACAAACAUGUUUUCAAAGAAAAUCACCAACAGCCCGUUUUGACUUAUGGAAAUGUAUUAGAAGCUACUCAUAUCGAUUUGGAAUUAGCUAGAAAAUUGAGAGAUUAUUUAAAGUUGGAUGAUACGGGUGAUAAAAAUAUUUUUAGUGCCGUUGGUGUUCAACCAACACUGGCAGAAAAGAAAGCUCAAAGGUUGCUCAACAAUCCUGUAGCAAUUAGCAAUAAACCAGAUGCUCUUUGCAGCGCUGUUAUAGGCGCUGCUUCGUCUGUCAGCAACGAGCAGAUGUUUCUACAAUAUCCCUCUGCGCAUCCAUGUUGCUCACACUGUAAAGGAGAAAUCCAGAACAUAUGACGACACGCCAUAGGUGGAGUAUGCUCAUAUAAUUCCACUACAUUUAAAUAAGCAAUAAUCUUUUUGAUAGGUGUUUUUUGUUAUUUAAUAUUUAUACAAUACAUCGAUUAAACCUAA
This is a messenger RNA of Diabrotica balteata, 1479 nucleotides long. The record is from the annotation of a GenBank genome assembly. Lineage: Eukaryota; Metazoa; Arthropoda; Insecta; Coleoptera; Chrysomelidae.